Molecule: messenger RNA, 3115 nt
Organism: Megachile rotundata (alfalfa leafcutting bee)
Lineage: Eukaryota; Metazoa; Arthropoda; Insecta; Hymenoptera; Megachilidae
Gene: Stt3A
Product: catalytic subunit 3A of the oligosaccharyltransferase complex
Biological process (GO): post-translational protein modification
Cellular component (GO): membrane
Molecular function (GO): dolichyl-diphosphooligosaccharide-protein glycotransferase activity
Source: RefSeq, a predicted model, not a curated record
UCUAUGCUUUUUUUCGUUCGAGUCGCGAUGUUCUGAGUUAGUAAUUUAAAUGACAUUGUUAUUUUAUUAAUUUUCUUGUAUUGUAAAAUUCACAAAUUCAUGAAUUAAAGGAACGUGGUGCUUGAUUGCUUAAAAAGGUACCUCCUAGUCUUAAGAUGGCUAUGUUGAUGAAAACAAGAGGUUUGCGUAUGUCUGCACAAAAGCAGGAAACGCUUUUAAAAUUGACUGUGUUAUCUCUUGCAGCAAUACUAUCAUUUGCUACAAGAUUAUUUUCAGUUCUAAGGUUUGAAAGCGUUAUCCAUGAAUUUGAUCCAUACUUUAACUAUCGCACAACAAAGUACUUAGCUGAAAAUGGGUUCUAUAGUUUCCACAAUUGGUUUGAUGACCGUGUUUGGUAUCCUUUAGGUAGAAUAAUUGGAGGGACAAUAUAUCCUGGCUUAAUGAUAACAUCAGCAGCAUUAUACCGUCUUUCAUGGUUAUUGAAUAUUACUUUAGAUAUACGUACUAUUUGUGUCUUCCUCGCUCCAUUAUUUUCUAGUUUAACAACAAUAAUUACUUACUUGCUUACCAAAGAACUGAAGGAUUCUGCAUCAGGGUUGUUUGCUGCAGCUAUGAUAGCAAUUGUUCCUGGUUAUAUAUCACGAUCUGUGGCAGGAUCUUACGAUAAUGAAGGCAUAGCUAUUUUUUGUAUGUUAUUUACAUAUUAUAUGUGGAUAAAAGCAGUUAAAACAGGAGCAAUUUGUUGGUCAACAUGUGCUGCCCUUGCAUAUUUUUAUAUGGUGUCUUCUUGGGGUGGUUAUGUGUUCCUGAUUAAUUUAAUCCCCUUACACGUUUUGACUUUAAUGGUAACUGGUAGAUUUUCACAUAGAAUCUACACUGCAUACAGUAUUUUAUAUUGUUUAGGAACAAUUUUAUCCAUGCAAAUAUCAUUUGUUGGUUUUCAACCUGUUCAAAGUUCUGAACAUAUGCUUGCAUUAGGAGUUUUUGGGCUAUGCCAGAUUCAUGCUCUAGUUGAUUACUUGCGCAGUAGAGUAUCACAAGAUGACUUUGAAGUAUUAUUCCGUGGACUUGUUAUUUCUGCAGUUACAAUUUCAUUUGUUUUGGGUGUUGUUUUAACUAUUACUGGAAAAAUAUCACCAUGGACUGGACGAUUUUACUCUCUAUUGGAUCCGUCUUAUGCAAAAAAUCAUAUACCAAUCAUUGCUUCCGUUUCGGAGCAUCAACCAACAUCAUGGAGCUCGUUUUAUUUCGAUCUCCAGAUUUUAGUAUUUUUAUUCCCAUUAGGUUUAUACUUUUGCUUCUCAAAGUUAACAGACUCUAAUAUUUUCCUUAUUUUAUAUGGGGUUACGAGUUUGUACUUUGCUGGUGUAAUGGUUCGUUUAAUGUUGGUUCUUGCUCCCGUGAUGUGCAUUCUGGGUGGAAUUGGAGCCUCCUCUUUAUUUGUUACUUAUAUGAAACAAUUGGAAAGAGGAAAAGUUAGUGAUAAAAAAUCUAAAAAGUUUGAAAAUAAUUACAUACUUAGAAGCGAGAUUGCUACGUUUUUCAUAACUUUAAUGUGCAUUCUGUUCUUUUCAUAUACCAUUCACUGUACAUGGGUUACAGCAGAAGCCUAUAGUUCACCUAGUAUUGUACUAUCAGCACGUUCUCCCGAUGGUGGUCGUAUGAUUUUCGAUGAUUUUAGAGAGGCAUAUUACUGGUUACGCAUGAAUACACCAGAAAACGCUAAGGUGAUGUCUUGGUGGGAUUAUGGGUAUCAAAUAACAGCAAUGGCCAAUCGUACGAUCUUAGUAGACAAUAAUACAUGGAAUAAUACUCACAUAUCAAGAGUUGGUCAAGCAAUGGCAAGUUCUGAAGAGAAAGCUUACGAAAUAAUGAGAGAAUUAGAUGUUAAUUACGUUCUUGUUAUUUUUGGAGGACUUACGGGCUAUUCAUCCGAUGAUAUUAAUAAGUUCCUAUGGAUGGUUCGCAUUGGUGGAAGCACUGAGAAAGGGAAAUCUAUAACAGAAUGGGAUUAUUAUAAUUCAGCAGGAGAGUUUAGAGUUGAUAAAGAGGGUUCUCCAGUUCUGCUCAAUUGCCUUAUGUACAAAAUGUGUUACUAUAGAUUUGGUCAAGUUUAUACCGAAGGAGGGAAACCUUCUGGGUAUGACCGGGUCAGAAAUAUGGAAAUCGGUAAUAAAGAUUUUGAGUUAGAUACGUUGGAAGAAGCCUAUACCACGGAACAUUGGCUUGUACGUAUUUACAAAGUGAAAGAUUUGAAAAAUAGAGGAAUCUAAAAACUGUGAAUUAGUAACAAAGGAUAAUGCAACUUUUGUAAAUUUUUUCAUAAUUCCACUCACUUAUAAGUUUUAUAAUUAUAUAUAAAAUAACAACGUGGCACUAAAUACAGAAUUACAUAUUUCCAUGAAUAACAGCGUAAUCGAAACUUUUAUAAAAGACAUAUAAAAAUCCUCGCCAUAAAUGUUAAUUUAGUAAAUGUAUUUAUCGAUUUAUAAGAUAUUUUAAUUUUUGAAGUAAUAUUUGUAUCGAAUGAAAAAGGUGAACAUCAUAUUUAUUUUAAUAGUGUCCAUUAAAACAUAUUCCAGUACUUGUGUAAUAAAUUAUAUUUACAGUACAAUUUUGUUAAGUUAAAUAUUCUUGAAUAUGCAUUUAUCUUAAUCAUUGAUUUAAUCUCUGCAUUUAAAAUUAGUUUUCGCAGUUAUUUGUUUGCAUACACAGUUUUAUUCAUACACAAAUGUUGUUAGAAGGAACUUUGAUUAAAAGUUCCGGACUCAUUUAUAAUUAAUCAGUAAUCGUUUAGAUUUAAAGAAGAAAUUUGUAUUAAAAAUGACCAAUUUUUUUGUAAUUAAAAUUAUAUAUCAUAAACUUAACAGCUGUGACAUGUUUCAAUAGUAUUGUAUAAUAUAAAAAAAUCAAUUGAUUUCGGAUCAUUCGUGGUGCAUGCAUAUACAUAUAUACGUGUAUUAGAAAUAUGUACCAAUUUAUGGCUCAUAUAUUUCAAAGUGCAUGUCUGUAUCAUGUGUUGCUUAAAAUUAUAACUUGCAGCUUUUGUUUUGUAAACGUGUACAGACAUGUAUGGUUACUGGUGAGAGUGAAAAAUAAAUGUGAACAGACAGAA